AUGAAUAGUCCAAUUAUUUCUAUAACGUCAUCUUCCGCUUCUAAGGAAUCUCCAAUAACAUCGGAGUAUCUAAUUGAAGUAAUAAAUAAGGAUAUAAGUAAGUUAGGUAGAACCAAUGAAUUGAUUGAGUUCUUACUUGAAAAGCUACAAAAGAAGUCAUCCAAGCAUAAAUUCUUGAUUCAAGCAACCAGAUUGAAAUCUCCAUCUCCAAUUGAAACCGACUUGAAUAUUUUGGCCAGCUUUGGGGCCGUUUGGGAUUCUAAUAGGGAUGGAUAUAUCAGCAUUAAGGUUGAGCUUAAGGGAGACAAAGGUAAGGAAGCUGACAAAAAUGGCGAUUCAACAGAGAUACCCACAGACAAAACUGUAGAGAAGAGAACUGAUGACUGUCUGAAUAACGAAGAAAGAGAAGCUGAAAAAAAUGAUGGAAAUACUUUAGAAACAGGCACUAAUGAUAAAUUCAACAAUGUCGAUACUUAUGAAGAGUUACUGGAUGGCACCCAUAUUGAACCAGAUGGAGACGAUUCCCUCAAAUUAGACGAAUUUAAUGAAGACAAAUUGAAAGAACAAUUGGAAAAUACUAACCUUGAAGAUCAUAAAGUGAAAACAGACAUAAGUGAUAAUGUAGGGUCAGAAAUCAAUAAAGACUUGAAAGAGGAUUUAGGUACAACAGAAAUAGAAGAUGACAACAACUUGGAAGCGCAUGCAGUGGAUACUGGAAAUACACAACAUAAGGAGCAAGUUGGGGAAGAUAUUAAAAGCGAAAGUAAAGAUAAUGAUUUGUUAUCCUCCAAGGAAGAAGUUGACUCAAGCACUGACACUAUAUUAGUCUCUGUAUAUUGGGUUUUUGUCGAUUAG
Debaryomyces fabryi is the source of this 855-nucleotide messenger RNA. RefSeq lists its product as uncharacterized. The transcript has a single exon. The coding region runs from base 1 to 855 and encodes 284 amino acids. Lineage: Eukaryota; Fungi; Ascomycota; Pichiomycetes; Serinales; Debaryomycetaceae. The record is from RefSeq and is a predicted model, not a curated record.